UUUUGUUACAUUAACAUCUUGAGGGAUUGUUUCGUCGUGUCGAGUUUUGCGACAAUAAAAAUUCAAUUAAAAUAAAAACAUUACUGUGUUUUAUGGAAGUAAAGAUUUAGAUUGAAAUAUCUUUGGUGGUUUCACAUGUUCCUAGAUUUACAACCCUGACUGAAGUCAGUAAAGCGAACAUUCAACGUUAUAUCCUACUCUGAUCAUGGUAUUCUUUAGACGUUACCUUGUCCGGUUGUUCCGGCUGCGGAACCUAGUCACGUUUACGAUCAUACUGAUCAUUCUCUACAUGAUCAAGAACAUCAGCAAUAUCACUGUAGACUCCGAUAUCCCUGCGCAAGAGGCUCAAGUAAAGCCGGUCGACGCUCCAGAGAAACCUCCGUAUUUUGUGCCCACAAGUGCAAAGAAAAAAGACUGGCACAACUACACACAAAUAAGAGAAGACCAGAAUCGAGAGGGUAUUGGAGAACACGGGCAGCCAGCCGAAUUGCCGGAGAAGGAUAGUGCUUUGGAAGAGCGGCUUUACGCCGAGAAUGGCUUCAACGGAGCCCUAAGCGACAGGAUUCCUUUAAACCGGUCUCUGCCGGAUAUCAGACAUCCCGGCUGCAAAAAGAAGCUGUACAUCGAGUCUCUGCCUACCGUCAGCGUGGUGGUUCCAUUCCACAAUGAGCAUUGGAGCACGCUGCUGCGGACAGCGUACGGGGUCCUCAACCGGUCGCCUCCACACCUGCUCAGGGAGAUAUUUCUAGUCGACGAUGCUAGUACCAAAACAUUGAAGUACUUUGCUGCGUACGGGGUCCUCAACCGGUCACCUCCGCACCUGCUCAGGGAGAUAUUUCUAGUCGACGAUGCUAGUACUAAAAGUGAGUGA
Ostrinia furnacalis (Asian corn borer) is the source of this 871-nucleotide messenger RNA. RefSeq names its product polypeptide N-acetylgalactosaminyltransferase 10. Gene Ontology annotation, molecular function: polypeptide N-acetylgalactosaminyltransferase activity. Lineage: Eukaryota; Metazoa; Arthropoda; Insecta; Lepidoptera; Crambidae. Gene Ontology annotation, cellular component: Golgi apparatus. The transcript is spliced from 6 exons. The coding region runs from base 206 to 871 and encodes 221 amino acids. The record is from RefSeq and is a predicted model, not a curated record. Gene Ontology annotation, biological process: protein O-linked glycosylation.